Messenger RNA from Sorghum bicolor (sorghum), 2448 nucleotides. RefSeq lists its product as uncharacterized. The coding region runs from base 88 to 1944 and encodes 618 amino acids. The transcript is spliced from 5 exons. NCBI's taxonomy places the organism in Eukaryota, Viridiplantae, Streptophyta, Magnoliopsida, Poales, Poaceae. The record is from RefSeq and is a predicted model, not a curated record.
CCACGUCCUCCUCCGUCGCGCGGCUGCUGCUGGUGCGGGGAGGUGGGGAGGGAAAGCGGCGUCGCAACUCCCCCGCCUCGAACCGACAUGUUGCCGCGCACGCACUCCCACCAGGCGCGGCGGCGCUCCGGCCUGGGCCCGCAGCUCUGCGCCGCUGCGGCCGCGCUCCUGCUGCUCCUCUCCCUCGCCGUCCUCCACUCGCGCCUCUCCUCCUCGUCCUCCUCCCGCUUCCCCACAUCCGCCUCCCGCUCCCGCUCCUCCACGCCCGCCGCCGACUCCAACAACUCCUCCGCUCUCCUCGCCGACGAGGAGGACGAGGACGUGGCCGCCGCGCUCGACCCGCUGCUCACCGUCGCCACCACCACUGCCGCCGCCACCGAGGGCGAUUCUCUCGCCAACGCCGACGACGAUCGCAUCGAUGAGCUCGACGUGUUGGACGAGGACGCCGUGGGCGCCGACGCGGCCGACUCCGCCUCCGCCUCUACGGCGGGAGCCGCCACACCCCUCGUCUGGGACCACGUCGCCGGCGCCGCUCGCCUGCCGUUCCGCCUCCCCGCCUCCGGCCAAUCCCUGCCCGCGGGGCUGCCGCGCCUCGACUCCCCGCGUCGGAUAGCCGCCGCGGCCUUCGGAUCGGACGACGAGCUGGUGGAUCUGGAACUGCGGGUCGAGAUCUCGUCCAUCGCCGGUAUCGAGGACGCGCUGCUCCUGAAGCCCGCCUCUGGUAAGGCCGCCGAGACGCGGCUCCGCGUCGGGUGGGCGCGCUGGCUUGAGGGGAAGGCCGACUACCUACGGCGCGAUCGGAUGCUCCGCUCCAACCUGGAGUCCCUCAAUCCGCGCAACCACCCGCUGCUCCAGGAUCCGGACAGCCCCGGCCUCACCUCUCUCACCAAAGGCGACCGCAUGGUGCAGCGAAUGCUACUGGCCGAGCUCGACAAGCCCGCGUCCAAGAGCUUUGAGCGGCGUAGGCUUCUAUCUUCCGAGAACAAGCAGAGCAUGGGAACAACUAUGAAGGAGAAGCCGCAGAAGGGAAGGAGGUGGGGAUAUUUCCCGGGGGUUGAUCCACAUUUGGGAUUCUCAGAGUUCAUGGAGAGGUUCUUCGAGCAUGGGAAGUGCUCCAUGAGGGUGUUCAUGGUGUGGAACAGCCCACAGUGGGCCUAUGGCAUCAGGCACCAGAGGGGAUUGGAGAGUCUACUCAAGCAGCACCCAGAUGCCUGUGUAGUCAUGCUAUCGGAGACACUGGAGCUAGAAUCCUUCGAGCAAUUCGUCAAGGAAGGAUAUAAAGUUGCUGUUGCGUUGCCAAAUCUUGAUGAACUUUUGGAAAGCAGUCCAGCUCAUGUAUUUGCAUCAGUGUGGUAUGAAUGGCGGCAGACAAAAUAUUACCAUUUGCACUACAGUGAGCUAGUACGCCUUGCUGCUCUUUACAGAUAUGGUGGAAUAUACCUUGACUCUGAUGUUAUUGUACUUAAACCUUUAACAUCGCUCCGGAAUUCUAUUGGUGCUACAAAUCAUGUCUCUGGAAAUUCCAGUUUUGGUGCUGCUGUGUUAGCAUUUGAAAAACAGAGCCCUUUAUUGGAGGAGUGCCUUAAGGAAUUUUAUUCGACAUAUGAUGAUACCCUCAUGCAGUGGAAUGGGGCUGAACUUAUGACAAGAGUGAUAAGCAAUCUUUCUAGCAAAGCAGAUGAAAAUAGGGGGUAUCUUGACAUUAAGUUGGAGCCCUCUGUGAAAUUUUACCCUAUAAGCUCUACUGACAUUAUACGAUAUUUCUCAGAGCCAGAUAAUAUGGUCGAAAAAACACAUCAUGAUGCAAUCUUUUCUAGGAUCGUGAAUGACUCUAUCACUUUCCAUUUUUGGAAUGGCAUCACGUCUGCACUGGUGCCUGAACCCAGCAGUGUUGUUUCGAAAAUCCUUAACCGUUACUGCAUCCGUUGCCUUGAUGUUUUAUAGUUGCAGCAGUCAUUUUGGUUUAGAACACAACACAUACACAGAAGAAUUCUUCCAUUGGGUACUCAGAAUGGCUAUGUUAUAUUGCUGAAUCUUACAGAACAUUGUGGUGGGGAAAAAUACCGGCAGCACUGUGUAUAUAUUCCUUUCACCAAGCCUUGUGCCGGAGCUGCGCCUGCAAGCAAGUGCAAGCAUGUUGACUUGACUAGUUAUUUUACCAGUUGUCGAUAGCAAAAAUCUUCAUACUGGCAAUACAGACUGCAAGAACUGAAGGCAUUUGGAACUAGAGAGUUUUGACUAGUUCGGUACCCUUCUAUAUUUGCACAUAUACUGAUAAUUUUCACAAUUUGAUAUUUUUAAAAUGACAUGAUUGAUGUAAGACAGAUUAGUAGAAGUUAAAGGUCCAUGUACCGAAUUCCCUGGUUUAUCGAGAUCUCUUGUAAGCUUUUAUUUCUCAGAGCAUGAAAAUGUCUGAAUUAACGACUUGGGAACAAGCAUGUUAGCACA